CGAUGAUCAGCUUGUAGGCGAGGGUUCCGACUCCAACCGCCCCCGCAUUAAUAGAAAUGGACACCAUCUUGCCUUGAAACGUAGAUACGGUAUUGGAAUACAUCGAAUGGGUCAUCUAACCCGUUGAGUGCGUAUCUUGGUCAAUGGCGCUGUCAUACAAAAUAGAAUGUGCUCCGGUGUCAUUCGACGAGAGCUUUCAAGCAUUCUUCGAAAACUUCUAUCGGAUAUCAGACGACCCUACUGCGAACAACGAGUAUGUUAAGCAGUUCACGGAGAACGCUACUUUGAUCAUGGCAUCGAAGAGGCUCACUGGAAGCUCAGAGAUCCAGACCUUCAGACAGGGAAUGUGGGAGAAGAUAGGUUCGCGGCACCAUAAAGCGGCAAAACUUUUCCCGUACGGGUCCAAUGCAUCGGAGGCGAUGCUAUAUGGCACGGUUGAUUACGUGCUGAAGGACGGGCAAGAGAUCAACGGCGUUGAAUGGGCCGCUCGAGCGCACCUGGUCAAGGAAGGGGAUGCGGUGAAAAUGGACUUCUAUCAGGUUUAUUUGGAUUCGGCGGCCCAAAAGCCUCCAAAGUAAUCGGAUGCCUCUCGCAAGUGUCUAGCAUCGCAUACUGUACAUAUUCUCGUCGACUAGAGCGUGGAGAAUAAUCAAGACAUCUGCCACGGAGUAUUAAUCUGCUUGCGCCGAACAAAUGGUGCCACGCCCAACACACCCGCCCACAAUCCCGCCACAGUAAUCAGCAUCUGGAUCUUAUCAAACCCUCCCCCAAGCAUAUCGAACGUCCCACUCGGCGCCGUAACCGUUCCAAACAGAUCCAAUCCCCACGCG
This is a messenger RNA of Eremomyces bilateralis CBS 781.70, 830 nucleotides long. RefSeq lists its product as uncharacterized. The transcript is spliced from 4 exons. The record is from RefSeq and is a predicted model, not a curated record. NCBI's taxonomy places the organism in Eukaryota, Fungi, Ascomycota, Dothideomycetes, Eremomycetales, Eremomycetaceae. Bases 144 to 578 code for a protein of 144 amino acids.